Nannospalax galili (Upper Galilee mountains blind mole rat) is the source of this 2805-nucleotide messenger RNA. It is a transcript of the gene Ints13, whose product is annotated as integrator complex subunit 13. NCBI's taxonomy places the organism in Eukaryota, Metazoa, Chordata, Mammalia, Rodentia, Spalacidae. The record is from RefSeq and is a predicted model, not a curated record. Gene Ontology annotation, biological process: centrosome localization; regulation of mitotic cell cycle. The coding region runs from base 466 to 2601 and encodes 711 amino acids. The transcript is spliced from 17 exons. Gene Ontology annotation, cellular component: integrator complex.
GUGCGCGCCUGGGAGGAAGACCGAGCUGGGGAGCGGGCAGGCUGUAGUCCUGGGGGACCGAGGCCGGCGUAGCCGGGCCGUGCUUAGUACUUCGCUUUGGGGAUUCUCUUAGCCAUUCCCAGUCGGUGACUGGGAACACUUACGCUAGACAGUCUCCAGGGGUUGGCGGUGUUUCCCCCCCCCCCAGUAGCUCCGCCCUCUUCCGGUUCGGCCUCUGGCGUGUCGGCGUAAGGGAAGAUGGCGGGGCUGGGGACGAGCGAGGUGCACAUGCGCGUGAGCCACAGUGCCUGUGUGCGUGUCCGCGCAUGCGCGCGCUCCUGCAUCUAGGAAGCCGGUGUGCUGGGCGAUGAGUGGGGCGCUCGCGGUGCUCCGCCCGUGGUACCCGACCCGGACUGUGCCCCGACGACCCUCGCGCCCUCAGCAUCCUCCGUUACCUGCAGGACCAGGCACGAAAGUUAGAACAAAAUGAAGAUUUUUUCUGAAUCUCAUAAAACCGUGUUCGUCGUGGACCACUGCCCGUACAUGGCAGAGUCAUGCAGACAGCAUGUGGAGUUUGACAUGCUGGUGAAGAACAGGACCCAAGGCAUCAUCCCGCUGGCUCCCAUCUCUAAGUCCUUGUGGACUUGCUCAGUGGAGUCGUCCAUGGAGUACUGCAGAAUAAUGUAUGACAUAUUUCCUCUCAAGAAGCUGGUGAAUUUCAUUGUGAGUGACUCUGGAGCACACAUUUUAAAUUCAUGGACUCAAGAAGACCAGAACUUACAGGAGCUAAUGGCAGCCCUGGCCACUGUGGGGCCUCCUAACCCUCGGGCCGAUCCGGAGUGCUGCAGUAUUCUGCACGGUCUUGUUGCAGCAGUGGAAACCCUUUGCAAAAUCACCGAGUACCAACACGAGGCUCGAACUGUACUCAUGGAGAAUGCAGAGCGUGUUGGAAAUAGAGGACGGAUAAUCUGUAUUACAAAUGCAAAAAGUGAUAGUCACGUACGAAUGCUUGAAGACUGCGUCCAGGAAACAAUUCAUGAACAUAACAAGCUUGCUGCAAAUUCAGAUCAUCUUAUGCAGAUUCAAAAAUGUGAGCUGGUCUUGAUUCACACCUACCCAGUUGGUGAAGACAGUCUUGUGUCUGAUCGUCCUAAGAAGGAAUUGUCCCCGGUUUUAACCAGUGAAGUCCAUAGCGUUCGAGCAGGGCGGCAUCUUGCUACCAAAUUGAAUAUUUUAGUGCAGCAGCAUUUUGACUUGGCUUCGACGACUAUUACCAAUAUUCCAAUGAAGGAAGAGCAGCACGCCAACACAUCCGCCAACUACGAUGUGGAGCUGCUUCACCACAGAGAUGCGCACGUGGACUUCCUGAAGAGCGGUGACGCACACUUGGGUGGCAGCAGAGACGGCCCCUUUAAAGAGACAGUGACUCUGAAGUGGUGCACACCCAGGACCAACAGCGUAGUGUUCCCUUCUAUUUCAGAAUUACACUAUUGUACUGGAGCGUAUCGAAUUUCGCCUGUAGAUGUAAAUAGUAGACCUUCCUCCUGCCUUACUAAUUUUCUUCUCAAUGGUCGUUCUGUUUUGUUGGAACAGCCACGAAAGUCAGGUUCCAAAGUCAUUAGUCACAUGCUCAGUAGCCAUGGAGGAGAGAUAUUUUUGCAUGUCCUCAGCAGUUCUCGGUCCAUUCUAGAAGAUCCACCUUCCAUUAGUGAAGGCUGUGGUGGAAGAGUCACAGACUACCGGAUUACAGAUUUUGGUGAAUUUAUGAGGGAAAACAGAUUAACUCCUUUUCUAGACCCCAGAUAUAAAAUGGACGGAAGUCUUGAGAUCCCUUUGGAACGAGCAAAAGAGCAGUUAGAAAAGCACACCCGCUACUGGCCUAUGAUUAUCUCACAAACCACCAUUUUCAACAUGCAGGCGGUAGUUCCAUUAGCCAGUGUUAUUGUGAAAGAGUGUUUGACAGAAGACGACGUGCUGAAUUGUCAAAAAACCAUAUACAACUUAGUGGAUAUGGAAAGAAAAAAUGACCCUCUACCCAUUUCCACAGUUGGUACCAGAGGAAAGGGUCCUAAAAGAGAUGAACAAUACCGUAUCAUGUGGAAUGAAUUAGAAACCCUUGUCAGAGCCCAUAUCAACAACUCGGAGAAACAUCACAGAGUUUUGGAAUGUCUGAUGGCAUGCAGGAGCAAACCCCCAGAGGAAGAGGAACGAAAGAAGAGAGGCAGGAAGAGGGAGGACAAGGAGGACAAGUCAGAAAAGGCAGCAAAAGAGUACGAGCAGGAAAAGCCCUGGCAGGAUUCCGAGAGAUUAAAAGGAAUUUUAGAACGUGGAAAAGAAGAGCUGGCCGAAGCUGAGAUUAUAAAGGAUUCACCUGAUUCCCCAGAACCUCCGAACAAAAAGCCCCUUGUCGACAUGGACGAGACUCCGCACAUGGAAAAGUCCAAAGGACCAAUAUCAUUGUUGUCCUUGUGGAGUAAUAGAGUCAACACUGCCAAUUCCAGAAAGCACCAGGAGUUUGCGGGACGAUUGAGCUCUGUCAAUAACAGAGCUGAGUUAUACCAGCACCUUAAGGAGGAAAAUGGGAUGGAGACCACGGAAAAUGGAAAAGCCAGCCGUCAGUGAAGAGACUCGAGGAACUAAGUUUAGUAAUGCAAACAUAUUUUGGGCAGAAUUUGAUAUAAGUACUUUUACAGCAAGAUUGUAUAGCUAUGUUGCCUGGACUGGUUUUUACAUUUUUAAAACAUUUGAACAAAUUAUCUUUUUUGUACUAAUUCUAAGAUUGGCAGAGUCAAAAAAUAUACAUUUGAGAUUUGUCCUCCCAAAUCG